AUGCUUUCCAGAGCCACCUGGAGCCUGGCGCUGAGAAAAGGACUCGGAAUGCGAGGGAUACACAGCCCGGGAGGCAAUGCCCAGAGUGAGGGGAAGAUGCCCCCCUACACCAGCUACCACGCCCAGCGCUCCUACCCGAUGCCAGAUGAGCCCUUCUGCACGGAGCUCAGUGCUGAGCAGCGGGCCCUGAAGGAGAAGGAGAAGGGCAGCUGGACCGAGCUGACCCAUGCCGAGAAGGUGGCCCUGUACCGGCUCCAGUUCCAUGAGACUUUUGCAGAGAUGAACCGUCACUCCAACGAAUGGAAGACGGUGAUGGGAGGUGUAUUUUUCUUCUUUGGAGUCACAGCUCUGCUGAUUUGGUGGCAGCGGGUCUAUGUGUUCCCCGAGAAGCCCAUCACCCUGACAGACGAGUGGAAGGCCCAGCAGCUCCAGCGCAUCCUGGAUAUGAAGGGCAACCCCGUGCAAGGCCUGGCUGCACGGUGGGACUAUGACAAGAAGGAGUGGAAGAAGUGA
Molecule: messenger RNA, 513 nt
Organism: Trichechus manatus latirostris (Florida manatee)
Lineage: Eukaryota; Metazoa; Chordata; Mammalia; Sirenia; Trichechidae
Product: cytochrome c oxidase subunit 4 isoform 2, mitochondrial
Exons: 4
Coding region: 1-513 (170 amino acids)
Biological process (GO): mitochondrial electron transport, cytochrome c to oxygen
Source: RefSeq, a predicted model, not a curated record